AUGGCCGAGGAGGAAGCGAACUCGGUCUUCAGUCACGACGAAGGCUCGAGUGGUGAUGAGACAGCCAACAAUGGCUCGGCCGGGCCACCGAGAAAGCGCAAGAGGGAGAAGCACCAAAAGACGUCAUGUGAGCUGUGCAAGGCGAGAAAGGUGAAAUGCGAUCGCGCAGAACCGGCCUGCUCAUGGUGCGCUCGACACAACCGCACGUGUGUCUAUCUUGAGAGACAGAAGCCUGGAAGCCGCAUUGGAUUCAGUCUCGAGCUUGAGGCCAAGGUCAACAGGCUCGACGCGCUCCUACAGGCCCUGGGUCGCCGAGUGGAGGACCACAUCGCCAAUGAUCACGUCGCCAACGGCAACACCCAGGCCCUGUCCCCGGCCAUCAGUAACCAAGCAUCAUCUCAGGUCGAAGGAUUUCAUCAUGAUGGGAAUGGCGUCAGUCCCGCGACCGCUAUUCCACGGCCAGCACCAACAACGAACGGGAGGACGCCGGCUUUCUCGAGUCCCUUCUGGCAGGGUGGCGAUGCUCAGGAGGCCCUUCAGAACGGUGACCGAACCUCAGUCCAGGCUCUCCUAAACCUUUCGGCUGGUGAAUCUUUCAGUCAAACAGGUGCAUCUCCCAGCAUUUCUGGGCCUCGGAAAGAUGCAUCGUCGUUGUCGACUGUGUCAGAGUUUCCGCCACACGACAUGCUCUACACGCUUGUCGACCUGUACUUCAAACACUGCAACACAUGGUGUCCUAUCCUUGACCGCAAGACAACAUUCGGCGCCUUCUUCGGCUCGACUUCCCUGACCGAAGCCGACCGUGUUCUGUUACACGCUAUUGUAGCAACGACACUGAGGUUCAUGAAAGAUCCGCGACUAUCACCCGAGAUGCGAUCUCAUUACCACGCCUUGUCGAAAGGACGAGUCCAGAUAUACGCGAUGGAGAAUGUCAGCAUCGCGGCAUUGAGAGCUUUGGUCAUUCUGUGCUUGGAUGAGCUCGGUACGUCCAACGGGCCGCGUGGUUGGAACAUGCUUGCGCUGCUCUCACAGAACGUGAGACAGCUUGACUUGUGCGAGGAAAGCAGCGUAUACCUCACGGCCGAGGCCGAAGAUACACCGCAUACCGGGUCGAUACGAAGAGUUGCAACAGGGCGUCCGGAGUCGUGGAUCGAAGAUGAGGGCCGGAGGAGACUGUGUUGGAUGGUAUACCUUCUCGAUCGAUACGCAACGAUCGCAACGACCACAUUCGAAUUCAUGCUCGACGACAAAAAGAUGAAGCGCGGCCUUCCGUGUUCGUACGACUUGUUUUCCCGAAAUGUGCCGGUCGAGACGAGAUCAUGGAGCCCGUCCUCCGAUCCGACAGCUCCUCCAGCGAUCAACAAGCCGGACAACUUGGGGAGCUUCUCGUAUCACUGCGAAAUUCUCCGGAUACUCAGCAAAGUCCACGAUUUUCUGAAAACACCCAUCGACGUAACAUCAUCGGGCGAGAUGGCCGUCUGGCGCAACACAUACAGGUCACUAGAUGGUGCGCUCGACAACUGGUUGCAAAGCCUGCCGAGUGAAUACAGCAGGAUAUCGGCGCUGUGCCACUCCGAUCCAGCCAGCCGUGUCGCGAACUGGUUCAUGCUGCAUAGCGCGUAUGUCACGUCGGUGGUGCGCCUGCAUUCCUCGGCUGCGUACCCCACCGUGAGAUCUCACAUAUUCGUCCCGUCACAUUAUGCAAUGCAGCGAUGCCUGUCGGCCGUGCAAAGUCUCGGCGACAUUGCGCAAGACGUGUUCGAGGCUAAUGGUCUCGACCUGCUCGGGCCCCCCUUUGCCUUCUCCCUAUGGGUUGCUGCUCGGUUGCUGCUCGUCCAUGCCGCAACCGUAGGCUGCCCGGUUGAUCCCAAGAUUGAUUUCUUCAUCGAAACCCUCAGACAUGUCGGCCAAUACUGGGAGGUGGCAAAUAAUUAUGCCAAAAUCCUUGCUCGAGUAGUUCAGCGAGGACGCCAAGGCGACAUGAACUUUACUGCCAUGAGAAAGAGUGCUCAUGAUUUGGUGACUUUGACAUCCUCAACACGGCGGUCUGGCUUGGAGCCCACAUCGACCCAGGUGACGUCGUUAAGCGAGCUGGACAACAUCGACGUGUUCGACUUCUUCAAUUAUCCGAAGAUGUCGGACCCACAAACGAGAGCCACCAACGGCCAGACCAAUAUUUUGCAAGCGCAGGCCAUGAGCGGGCUAGGAGGCGAUCCCAUGAGAUGCACAGGCGUACCAGACCCAGAAUCAGACUGGCUGGGAUUCAAUACCCCUUUCAAUUGA
Molecule: messenger RNA, 2283 nt
Organism: Colletotrichum siamense
Lineage: Eukaryota; Fungi; Ascomycota; Sordariomycetes; Glomerellales; Glomerellaceae
Product: putative transcriptional regulatory protein
Exons: 3
Coding region: 1-2283 (760 amino acids)
Biological process (GO): regulation of DNA-templated transcription; DNA-templated transcription
Cellular component (GO): nucleus
Molecular function (GO): zinc ion binding; DNA-binding transcription factor activity, RNA polymerase II-specific; DNA binding
Source: RefSeq, a predicted model, not a curated record